Messenger RNA from Neohortaea acidophila, 2960 nucleotides. RefSeq lists its product as uncharacterized. The record is from RefSeq and is a predicted model, not a curated record. The transcript has a single exon. Bases 356 to 2917 code for a protein of 853 amino acids. NCBI's taxonomy places the organism in Eukaryota, Fungi, Ascomycota, Dothideomycetes, Mycosphaerellales, Teratosphaeriaceae.
GGAGGCAGCAACAAUGGACUCUCGAACGCGGCUUCCCAUGUCGUGUUACGCCUUCCGAGAAAGCUAAUAAAAGUGAAGUACUCCAUCCUCCCUCGAGGUCAUACGAUCGUCACUACUCUCACAAUUCGCAUCGUAAUGCCGCUGCCCACGAGCGAAGAGAUGCCCGGUCAACCUGGCCCGCCUACGCCCUCCGACAUGACACCCCCUUCCGCGAACAUCAGGAUCUCGCCAGGGCUCUCUCCUUCUGCCGCCGAUCCCCCCGGUUCGCAAUGCAGCGACUCUCCCUGUUCCUCGACGCACUUCUUCUUCUACUUCUCCGGCGCUGGACGAUCCAUGUUGUGUCUACUACGCACGAAUGCCCUCGGUCUGCACGAUGCUUCGCAUCCCCGCCUCUCGCAUCGAUCUCACCCGAGACGAUCUAGAGGCUUUCCACCUUCGCCAGGCAGCUCGGCAGUCCGCAAGGCAGGCUAGACCCAGCAGCUCGUAUGUCCGACUGAGCCCAGGACCGAGCCACCCUACCCGGCUCUCACUCAUCUCCCCAAAUCAAAAUCUGGGCCAGCGGAAGGCUUUGUGCUCUGCUUCGUCUGAAGUUGAUGACGGUCGUGCGGCUGACGAGGAGCUUGGAGAGCGUGCUACGACUGCGGGUGAGUUCGAGCCCUAUGGUGAUCAUGAGCGUGUCGGGGACCGGCAUGGUUUGCAUGACCAGGCGAGAGGGGCACCGGGACGCAUCUCCCUCCGCCCUUUGCAUGACAAGAGGUCCUCGCCGCGCCAUCCUAGCGGCAGGACACUUGAUGCCCAUCAACACGGAGACGAAGCAGGCUUGUCUCCUUACACUGAAUUGGUAGAUGGUGCUCAAGGACAACGGAACGCAUUCGCCGAGCUUCCCACAGCGGUCCUGCAACGAGGAUGUCCGGUUGGAGGGGCCACGCAUGCGAGUGCACUUUCGCCCAUCGGUCCAGCCUCUGCGCCUCAAUUUCCGCCAUCUCUGACAUCUUCCAACACGAGAGCUUGGCUCUUGCAUUCGACAGGCGGCGAUGUCCAACAGAAUGUGCCUUUCCCACGCCCAAUUGAUAUCCCGGACCGCCAUCGGCCGGAGCUUUUUUUGCACGAUUCGAGAACUACCUCGACAGAUCGGCAACCCGUACCUUUCGUAAUACUAUCUGAUGACAGUACUCAGACCAUCUCCAAUCCUGUCUUGGAUCCAGGUGCACCAGUCUUCGUCCCCCGAACUCGCUUUGGGACUACUCUGCAUUCGUCAGCGGAUGGCACGGCUCUGACGCACCUCCAGCCUCAUUGGGGAAACUCGAGCAAUACUUAUGUUGGAUCGGACCUCCGAUUGCAGUCUUCGUCGGAGCGCAAUGCGGAUUCACUAGUCGGAUAUCAUCAUCGGGGCCGUCCGAGCAGAGAGGUUGGGAGAGAGCCCAGUCAUCACACUCAGCGCACCCAAAGCGAGCAGACGAAUGAUGGAUGGACCCAAAACGCCGCAAUGCCACCAAGGCCGUGGCAUCUGGAGCGCCGCCCCUUGAUGCGUUACUCUUCUAGCACAAGUUCCCAGCGUCUCCCGAGCAGCAGUCUCCGCCAUUCGUCCAGCCAAGCAGACGACGGCAGACUGCUAUCCUUCACAUCGCACACACGCCCGCCACAUCGCAACUUUUCCCAGCACGACUUCCGCAUCAAUCAUGCUCGCAUAGGCAGCUACAGCCCGUUGGAAGGCCUUUACUCGCGCACUCGCUCCGCGUCUCCGGCCGUGUCGCUACACAGUCGGUCAACGCCGAACCUCCUGCGCCUCCCUCGCUCAGCACCUCACAUCGGGAGUCGUGAGAGCUCGUUAUCAUGGCGAAGUACCGACUCCCGCUUGUCAGGCUCCAGACGCUAUCCCAGCAUGGUCAGCGCGGUGAGCGAUGGCGAAGAGGGGCCAGGUGGUGCUGCAUCUCGACGCUGCUCGGAAAGAGAACUCGAUGCGACGGAAGAGUUCCUGCGGCGCCGGAACUCCCCUUUGGACGAGUUGACGGAGCGGAUCAGUCGGAUGCGCUCGGUUGGCAGGUCCUGGGAGAGGCCGCCUGGGAAUCGUCGGAGAGUGUCUUUGCUUACCGGAGAUCCAUUUCGACAAGAUUCGUCACUCCAUCAGCCAACUCCUGCUAUGCCUCACAGCACUCCUGUUUCGUCCUCCACUCGCGAACGGCUCGAGGGUGAAAUCGCCGAGGAAGAAGCAGAAAGCCUGGUCGAAGAUGUCGCUGCACUGUCCCUUGCUCUCCCGCCUUCAACGCCACUGGCACCCAGCCUGGAGAGCGUAGCAAGUAGUCCGCCGAUUGGUUGCAAUCCCGCAACGGACACGAGUCGAUCCGCUCUGUCCCAACUAUCUCCUUCAAAGCCCUCAACAUCGUCCGAAAGCCACGGAAAGCGCAAAAGCGCUGCGAAAGCGGUGCCAGCAACUCCAAAAGUCGGCGUUUACAACGAUAGUCUGCCUCCGAAUACCCAGCCGCAGACACCAGCCGACAUUAUGAGAUCCACACGAGCGAAAAAUCGCUCCGACGCAGCUACCAUGGCCCCGCAGUCGCCGAUAUAUGUAGGCCGGGCGAUUCUGGGACAAGCGACACCUGCUAUUCCAGAACGAAGGAUGCAUGUUACCGCUUAUCCGCCUCCCGCAACAGCUACUGGUAGGACACCGUCUGCAACACAUGCCUCUGCUGCUCCUGCUUUGCACGCUACGGAUGGGGGACGGGAAGUUCAGCGGUCUCAGCGCCAUCGCCGUCCUACGCACCGUCAGGCUCGUCACGAGGAGGUUGAGAACGAACUUGAGGGACAUCUUGAUGGGCUGGAAGAGGAUCGACGCUUGUGGAUGGAUAGGCGUGAGGUUGGUGGUGGGUUGGAAAGUACGCCGCCGAGGGAGGGGCGGUUUGAGCGGUAUCUGUCUUGAGGGAUGCAUCGAUUCACGGAGUGUGCGAAUCGAGUAAUGGACA